Molecule: messenger RNA, 1005 nt
Organism: Dermatophagoides pteronyssinus (European house dust mite)
Lineage: Eukaryota; Metazoa; Arthropoda; Arachnida; Sarcoptiformes; Pyroglyphidae
Product: histone-lysine N-methyltransferase SMYD3-like
Cellular component (GO): nucleus
Source: RefSeq, a predicted model, not a curated record
UGUAACAAAAUGUAUUAUUGUGGAAAAGAAUGUCAACAAAAAGAUUGGAUUCAACAUAAAUUUGAAUGUAAAUUUUUUAAAAAAAAUCUUGAACAACUAAAUGCUAUUGAACAAACAGAUGAUAUAUUUUUUCGAUUUGUUUUACGAUUGAAUCUGUGUUUGGAACACAAUGUAGAAAUUUUGCACGAACGGCGUAAAUUUUUAAACGAUGAUGAAAAUUCGGCCGUUUGUCUUGAUGGUAUCUUCAGAGAGAAAUAUAAACCGAAAAAUGAACAAUAUGAUUCUCAUUUUAUUUAUAUGUUUCAACAAUUCAAAUUGCUGAAAAUGGAAUGGCAUCCGGUAAGAAUGGCAAUAUGUCAUAAAUUAUGUCAUGAAUAUGGAUUGACAAUUUUCGAUUAUGAAAUGAAUAAAUUAGGCUUUGGUUUAUAUAUUGCCGAAUCACAAUUAGAACAUUCUUGUUCACCAAGCGCAAAAUUAUUGUUCAAUGGUACUCAACUUGUGAUGCGAUCCACUAAACGAAUCAAAACUGGUGAAAAAAUUACCAUCAAUAAUAUUAAAUUUUCACGGCCACCAGAAUGGCUUGUACCAGAAUUCAGAAUGCAUUAUAAUUUUUCAUAUAUGUGUAUAGAAUGUGCAUCGGAAAAUAGGUAUCAUUCCCUGAGAGGAUUACGACAAAUAUUUUUUGAAAUGUUUUCAGCAUCUAAGUCGAAUGAUUUGAACGAAAUUUGUAGAACUACAAAAGAAAUGAUAUCAAUUUUGAACAAUAUCUGUUAUGAAUGUGAUUUGAGUCUAAUUUUACAAAAAAUUAAUUUUUUGGAAGAUUACGUUAUCAUUCAUAAUGAUGUUGAAGAAUUAUCUGUUGCAGAACUGGCAAAACAAACUGAAAUCAAACUUCCGUCUGCCUACAAUGAAAUAUUUGAAAAUACCUAUUUUAAUCGAGAAGAAAAGCCACAUGUCACUAUUGUGAAAGCAUUGGCAAAUGUUGAAUUCAAUGUUAAAAAUUGA